Molecule: messenger RNA, 1410 nt
Organism: Lolium rigidum
Lineage: Eukaryota; Viridiplantae; Streptophyta; Magnoliopsida; Poales; Poaceae
Product: urease accessory protein F-like
Exons: 2
Coding region: 33-812 (259 amino acids)
Molecular function (GO): nickel cation binding
Source: RefSeq, a predicted model, not a curated record
GAAGAUUGGUCCGUCAAAUCCUUCUGAUACAAAUGGAACAAGACCACUCGGCUUCGAAGAAAAUGAGAGUGGACGAUGCAGCCGAUUCUGUGAUGACUGAAGCACCUGCCCCUGCCACUGCAUCAAGUAUGAAUCAGCAAUUAUUCUGGAGCCAGUGGCAGCUGCUGGACUCCAUCCUUCCCACCGGGGGUUUCGCACACUCCUACGGCCUCGAAGCCGCUAUGCAAUCGCGCAUAGUGAACAACCCAGAAGACCUGAGGUUAUUUCUCAUUCAAGCCAUGGAGAACGUUGGCAGCCUGCUGCUUCCGUUCGUGUACUGCGCCAGCAAGUCUCCUGACGCCCCGACAUGGGUCAAGCUAGAUCAGCUGCUGGAAGCUACGUUGACGAACGAAGUCGGCAGGAAGGCGUCAACGUCGCAGGGCUCGGCCCUGUUGAGGGUGGCCGCGUCUGUCUUCACCGAAAUUCAGGCUCUGCAAGACCUCCGGAAGACAUUCCUCGGCUCCACGAGCGUGUCGUUUCACCAUGCACCCAUAUUCGGGUUGAUAUGUGGGUUGGUCGGAUUCGAUAGCGAGACCACGCAGAGGGCUUACAUGUUUGUGACGAUGAGGGAUGUGAUCUCCGCAGCGACGAGGCUUAAUCUGAUCGGACCGCUUGCUGCUUCGGUGUUGCAGCACCAGGUUGCUCCAGAUGCUGAGAGGAUGGUGCAGAAGUGGAGGGACCGUGAUGUCUCAGAAGCUUCACAGACCGCGCCACUGCUUGACGCGUUACAGGGCUGCCAUGCUUACAUGUUCUCUAGGCUGUUCUGCUCCUGACUAUGAGGUUGCUGAAUGUGAUUCGGUGUAAGUAUGCCCACAGUUUUACCUCGGAGAAGUGCAGGCUUUGGUUAAAGAAAAAUGGCAUCAGGGAAUUAAACACCCCAAAGACAGAUGCUCAGUAUGAUUCUUUUUUAUUUACUUGCAAGCAAGAUUGUACAGCAAUGACACCAGUACAUUAUGUUCAUGCGUGUGAGCCCUCCCUAAUUAUCUAUAACAUUAUGUUCAAUGACACCAGUACAUUAUGUUCAUCUGUCUGCAGCUUCAACAAUUACACCAUCGAUCGAUGUAAUUGUACCUCACAUAUUAUAGAUAAACAUUGUUUUCUUCUGCUCUGUGAUACUACAAAGUACUGGAUCUGUUGCUCCAGCUCUAUCUAGAUUACUGAGCUACAACAGAUUGCUUGGCUUUAAGGGUCUUCUCAUAAUCCUCGAUGAACUUGAAGAGCUCGGAGAAGUUGCCCUUGCCAAACCUGCCACAGCAACCCUUCUGGUACUCUUGCCCGACCUCGUCCUUCUCCAUGCACCCUAUUCUUUGAAUCAUCUCCAGGAAAAACAUUGGCCUGAACACAAUAGCUGAUGCAGUUAGAUUUGGAAUC